This is a messenger RNA of Ostrinia nubilalis (European corn borer), 2367 nucleotides long. It is a transcript of the gene Gpat4, whose product is annotated as glycerol-3-phosphate acyltransferase 3. The coding region runs from base 1 to 1674 and encodes 557 amino acids. The record is from RefSeq and is a predicted model, not a curated record. Gene Ontology annotation, molecular function: glycerol-3-phosphate O-acyltransferase activity. Lineage: Eukaryota; Metazoa; Arthropoda; Insecta; Lepidoptera; Crambidae. Gene Ontology annotation, cellular component: endoplasmic reticulum. Gene Ontology annotation, biological process: triglyceride biosynthetic process. The transcript has 11 exons.
AUGGCGUUACUCACAUCGUUUGUGUCUGUUGCGGUCUCGAUACUUUACACGCCGAUACUUCUAUUAAUCUUGUGCAUAAUAUUCCUGGCGUCCAUCGGCAAGUCUUUGGGUGUGCGGAGGCUGUACGUGAACAUACUUCUCAAACUUUUCGAGUAUGGCCGCCAACACAUCGAGGUGGCGAAGAAGAUCAGCAGGCUCGACAGUUCUGAUGAGGAUGAAGGAGCCACCACUCCGCCUGUGCCAAGCGACAAGCCACCAUCAGCUCUUAUCAAGGAGAACGGACUCAAUGGUACAAAAAUGACAGUAAUAGAAAGGGACGAGAUCCUCGGACCCUCGCCGGAGUUGAACUACAAGCGAAGCUCCAGCCAGGAGCGCGUCAACGGACACAAGCCUCAGGAGAAGGUCAACCUAGAGUUCCACCUGUCUCACUGCUUGGAUCUGGUGAAGGCAGGCAUGGAGUCCAUCAUUGAGGAUCAGGUCACCUCCGUCUUCGAGGCUGAGGAGUUGAGGAGCUGGAACCUCCUCACGAGGACUAACAGGCAGUACGAGUUUUUAACAUGGCGUCUAACCAUAAUCUGGGCUAUGGGUUUCAUAGUGCGCUACUUCUUCCUGCUACCGUUGAGGAUACUCAUCUUUAUAUUCGGGCUGCUGACUAUGCUAUCGACGACUACCCUCGUAAAUUUCCUACCUGAAGGAAGGAUACGGAAUUUCUUCGGAAGAAUUUCCUACAAGAUGUAUAUGAGGAUUUUGAUAAGGAGUCUUUCAUUCGUCGCUACAUACCACGAUAUGCAAAACAGGCCGAAAGCGAACGGAUUCUGUGUUGCCAAUCACACGAGUGUCAUCGAUGUUGCCAUGCUCAGCGUGAAUACGUGUUUCUCUUUGGUGUGGUGGCUGAUCAUAAGUACCGCGUGCAUCGGUACACUCCCGGACGGACCUCUGAAGCAGAAGACCAACUAUACCGUCUCCAUAAUGUGCUUCAACUUCCUCUCGCGGUGCAUAUCGGCGGUGGUCACGCACCACGACGUGCACAAUAAGCCGGCGCGCGGAGGCAUAUGCGUUGCCAACCACACGUCGCCCAUCGAUGCCCUCGUGCUUAUGUGCGACAAUUGUUACUCGCUGAUCGGGCAAAGGCACGGUGGUUUCCUGGGUCUGCUACAGAGAGCGCUAGCGCGCGCCUCGCCUCAUAUCUGGUUUGAGCGGUCCGAGGUGAAGGAUAGGCACGCUGUUGCUAAGAGGCUCAAAGAGCACAUAUCCGUCGCGGACAACCCUCCCAUCCUUAUCUUCCCGGAGGGGACUUGCAUCAACAACACCUCAGUCAUGCAGUUCAAGAAGGGCAGCUUCGAAGUCGGAGGCACCAUCUACCCUGUCGCUAUCAAAUACGACCCUCGCUUCGGCGACGCGUUCUGGAACAGUUCACGUCACGGCAUGCUGCACUAUCUACUCAACAUGAUGACGUCAUGGGCGAUCGUGUGCGACGUGUGGUAUCUACCAGCCAUGCAUCGAGCGCGAGAUGAAUCGGCGGUGGACUUCGCAAAUAGAGUAAAGGCCGCGGUCGCAAGGCGUGGUGGCCUGGUUGAUUUGCAGUGGGACGGCCAACUAAAGCGAAUGAAGGCGAAAAAAGAAUGGCGGGAGCUACAACAGGAGGAAUUCAGUAAACGGUUAAAAGGAGAGUAAAAAACCAGUGACGAUACAGCGGAGCUGUGACACGCCGUGCGGAGCUGUGACAGUACGCGGUGCAACGCUGUGACAUCACGUGACGGGGAACUGUUACAGUAACAGUGACAUGACGUGUCGAAGAAUUGACGGUGACUUGGACCUGUUAUAAUAACAGUGUCGCUGUGACAUCACGUGUCGAGGAACUGACAGUGUCCCGUACCUGUUAUAGUGACGCGGAGAUGUUACAGUAUGUGUGACAGUGACGCGGAUCUGUGACGAGAAGUGUAACGGUGACACGGAGCUGUGACGACGUCACGUGGAACUGUGUCAGUGACGCGCAGCUGUGACAGAACGUCACGUGAACUGCGGAGCUACCACAAUACGUGUUGCGGACUGUGACUGUACGCGGCAGUGUAACAGUGCGUUAUUCUGUGACUAAGUGAUUUAGUGUUGUGACUUUACCGGACGCCAUAUUGGAUUGAAGUUUAUUUAUAGACGCUAUGGCGAGGGAUUUUAUGGAGAGCAUUCUAUGACACCAGUUUUAGCUUAUUCAAGCUAAGAAACUGACAAAAGAUUGUAAAAAGCCAAUUUCUAAAUAAUGUCUCAAUCGACCAUUUUAAAAAGUUAUAAACUAUUUAAGUAUGUUUAUAUUUGUUGUCUGGUACCCAUAGUACAAGCUUUGCUUAGUUUGGGACUAGAUGGCGCUAUUGG